This is a messenger RNA of Hippopotamus amphibius kiboko, 2620 nucleotides long. It is a transcript of the gene TMEM62, whose product is annotated as transmembrane protein 62. Gene Ontology annotation, molecular function: hydrolase activity. The record is from RefSeq and is a predicted model, not a curated record. Lineage: Eukaryota; Metazoa; Chordata; Mammalia; Artiodactyla; Hippopotamidae. The transcript is spliced from 14 exons. Bases 136 to 2067 code for a protein of 643 amino acids.
GAGCGGCGGCGGCCGCGCCCGGCGCCCUAGGCCCCGCGACCAUAGAGUCCGGAAGUGCGGCCAGAGCAGCUCCUGGGGGCGCUGCUCCGUCCCGGCCCCCGCCCAGCACGCGAGGGCCGCGCCCGGGCGGGCGGGAUGGCCGUAGCGCUGGCCGUCAGGGUGGUCGCCGGGCUGGCGGCCGCGGCCUUGGCGGCCGUGCUCUUGGAGCACUACGGCCUGGCAGGCCCGCCCUCGCCACGGCCCCAGCCUCGCACCCCCCGGAGCCCGCACCCCGCGCCGGGUCCCGGAGCCAGCAAUAUCUUUUGGGGUCUGCAGAUUUCCGACAUUCACCUGAGCAGGUUUCGCGAUCCAGGCAGAGCUAUAGACUUAGAGAAGUUCUGUUCUGAAACUAUUGACAUCAUUCAACCAGCUCUCGUUCUAGCAACAGGAGACCUGACAGAUGCCAAAACAAAGGAAAAUUUGGGAUCCAGGCAGCAAGAGGUAGAAUGGCAAACUUACCAGGGUAUUCUGAAGAAGACAAGGGUCAUGGAAAAAACCAAGUGGCUCGAUAUCAAAGGAAAUCAUGAUGCAUUCAACAUUCCAAGUCUGGAGAGUGUUGAGAAUUAUUACAGGAAAUAUUCUGCUGUACGUAGGGACGGCUCUUUCCAUUAUGUUCACGGUACUCCCUUUGGCAACUAUUCUUUCAUCUCUUUGGAUGCCACCCUAAGUCCAGGGCCUAAGAGACCUUUUAAUUUCUUUGGAAUUUUAGAUCAGAAACAGAUGGAGGAGCUUUUAUUACUGGCCAAGGAAAGUAGUCGGAGCAAUCACAGUAUUUGGUUUGGACACUUUACAACAUCCACUAUCCUUUCUCCAUCACCAGGAAUUCGGUCCAUAAUGAGUUCGGCUAUAGCUUAUUUGUGUGGGCACCUCCAUACACUCGGUGGACUGAUGCCUGUUUUGCACACUCGCCACUUCCAGGGCACUUUGGAACUUGAGGUGGGAGACUGGAAGGAUAACAGAAGGUACCGGAUCUUUGCUUUUGAUCAUGACCUCUUUAGCUUUGCAGAUUUGACCUUUGGCGAGUGGCCUGUGGUUCUUAUCACUAAUCCCAAGUCACUCCUCUAUAGUUCUGCUAAACAUGAACCACUAGAAAGACUCCUUCACUCAACACACAUCAGAGUUUUGGCCUUUUCCUUAUCCUCCAUUACUUCAGUCACAGUUAAGAUUGAUGGAGUUCAUUUAGGGCAAGCUGGUCAUUUGUCUGGUCCCAUUUUCAUACUAAAGUGGAACCCAAGAAGCUACAGUAAUAAGACACAUAACAUAGAAGUAAUCGUUCAGGAUUCUGCUGGAAGAAGUAAGAGUAUUCGCCACAUGUUUUCUGCUAGAGAGGAUAUUCACCUCAGGUUUGAUCCCCUGGCAUCAUUUAUUCUCCUUACUGACCAUUGUAUUGUGGCCCGGGUCCUUUUUGUGAUGAUUGUGCUGAUCCAGCUCACCAUUCUCAUUAUUUUUCGGUAUCGAGCAUAUCCGGAACAUAAAGGACCUCCAGGAUUUGUAAAUUUGACCUCAUUUUCCUUUCAUGUCUUGAGCAAAAUAAACAUCUUCUACUACUCUGUGUUGUUGCUGACCCUGUAUACAGUGCUGGGACCAUGGUUUGUUGGUGAAAUCACUAAAGGCAAAUUGGGUUGCUGCUUUUCCUUUGGGAUCUUUGUUGAUGGACAUUUCCUACAAGGCAGUGUAACGUUUAUAGUUGGAAUUCUCCAGCUGGUGUUUUUUAACAUCCCCUUGAUGAUUUACCUGUGUUGGAGCUUGCUGCAGCGGUGCUUUGGUCACACCUUCAGGUCUCAUCUCCGUCAAGGAAAAUACUUGAAAAUUAUACCUGUUCACCUACUUAUGUUACUGCUGUAUAUCUGGCAGAUUUAUUCCUGCUACUUUCUUCAUAUGACAUAUGGCACUCUAGCUUUAUUAUUCUCCCCUUUGCGGACCUGGUUGACACUGGUGACACCUGUUCUCAUUCGUUGUGUGUGGACACUGAACCCCGCUGAGCUGGGAACCUUCGUAGUGCAAUUAAAAAGCCACCUGAGCUCCUGAAGGCCAUGUCUCAACAUCCACCUUUGCAGCCCAGGCCUCUGCCCCAGCAGCAGGCGGAAAGCCAGUAUUGGUGGGCAAGCUUCAGGGAGUAGCUGUUCCUUGGAUGCCUGGGAGUUGCGGUUACCCAUUACUGAUUCCUGCAGAAUGGACUGCAGAAAACUCUCUAAAUGAUGCCAUGAUUCCUUCCUUCACCAAGAAGGCAAAGGGUUGAUUUACUUUUGUGAAGAGAAAGCCCUAAUCUAGGAGGUCCACGGGGCAGGGGCUGUAUGGGUAUGGGAGUAUCUGACGCCCACCCAGUGUGUUUUUUACGGUUACCUCAUGUAAAGUACCUAGCACAGUGUCUGGAACUCAGCAACCUAUAAGGGCGUCACUUUAAGGGCAGGGAACCAGUGCAAAGUUGCGCUUGGCCCCGAGGACCCUUGGUUAGUUCCCAGUCCUUUUUUCCAACAGAAUUCUAGGCUCUCUGCUUCCUCAGUCGGGGGUGUUUUCAAUUAAUCAAAUAUCAAUAAAUUAAUGGUGAAUAAUAAGUAACUUGAUCUGGGUCCUGCCGAUG